AUGGCGGAGCCGUGGCGGGGAGCGGAGCCGCUGUGGCGGACGCCGCCGGGCCGCCUGGCCCCGCCGCACAUCUACCGCAUGGCGGGGGCGCUGGGCGCCGAGCUGCGCCGCCUCUCCGGCCGCUUCGGGCCCGAGGCCGUGGCCGGGCUGGUGCCGCCCGUCGUGCGGCUGCUGGAGCUGCUGGAGGCGCUGGUGGCCCCGGCGGGCGCCGAGGGGGAGGCGUCGGCAGCGCCGGCCGGGCGGCAGGACGCGGAGGACCCAGAGCAGAGGCUGUGGGAGGCCGAGCGCCGGGAGCGGGCCCUGCACGGCCGCCUGGCCCGCCUGGAGGAGCAGAACCGGCAGCUCCUGGGGCAGCUUGAGGAGAGCCAGUCCCAGGAAGGUGGGUGUCCCAAGGGGUCCGGGGACCCCUGCCCGCAUGGGGGAGCAUGAGUGCUGUUCUGCAGGCCACAGGGACCCCAAAGCUCAGAUAGCACAGUGCGGAAGGAGCGGGAGGUGAUGCUGCGGCUGAAGGAGGUGGUGGACAAGCAGAGGGAUGAGCUUCGUGCCCAGGCCCAUGAGAUCGUCUGCAAGAGUCGAGACACGGAGGCGCUGCAGGAGCAACUGCAUCGCUUCAUGGCCAUGAACGAGGACCUGCGUCACAAGGUGGCCGUGGUGCAGGCUCAGCUCAAGAGCGCGCUGGAGAAGAAGUCGGACCUGGAGGCUGCGAUGCUGCAAACCCAGAAGGAAAUGAGCAGGAGGAGCAGGACCGCCUCUGAGAUCCAGCACCCAAAGCCCAGCCUGGAAGGAGCCCCAUCACCCGCAGAGGAGCUGCAGCACCAGGACGCAGAUGCGGGCAGGAGCCCUGCUCACUGCUGCUUCUCCAAGGAAGAGCUGCAGCAGAUCCUGCAAGAGCGGAACGAGCUCAAGACCAACCUGUUCUUGGUGCAGGAGGAGCUGGCCUAUUACCAGCGGGAGCUGCUGAACGAAGAGAGAGUUCCCAGCUUCUUCUUGGAUGCGAUGAAGUCGACUAUCAAAAGACAGAGAAAAAAAAUCAGAGCCAAAAUGCUGGGAACAGCGGAGGAGUCGGCAAGCAGCGAUGAAGACGAGGGCUCCUGGCUCCCAGCUCGCCGCGCGGACUGCGUGGAUGCUCAGCCUCCCGAAUCCAAAAUUAGGAGCUUUUUUGGGCUGUGGUAUCAGGGCAGCAGCAAAGACCCCCCCGCAUCCAGCUGCUCCGGAGCCUGGGAAAUCAUCGACUCACUGGACACGCAGCUGGAGCCGGAGGGAGGGAGCAAGCCGGUGGCCGGCUCCCCCGACAGAGCCACGCCACCCCUCUGACCCCACCUGAAUGGGAGCUGGAUCUGGCCUUGCAGCAGCGCUUCCCGGCUCCUCUUCUCUCGGCGUCUUCGAGAGCAGCACGGCAGCCCUGGCCGCUUCCCCAUGCUGUGGGGACGGCAAAGCUGCAGCGUGGGCAACCUUCUUCCAAACCCACUGGGACGCUCGGCCGUGGGGUGCUGGCCUGGCACGGGACGGCUCUGCACCUCCAGGCAUCUCUGCCUGUCGGCCACCCUUUUGUUGUGCCCGUGGCUUAACUAUGGGGACCUGCACAGCCGUGCCCCUGCUCCCCACUUCUCUGUGCUUGCCGCUCAGCACGGCGGGGGUCUGCACCCUCUUUCCACUGCCGCACCCCAAAAGGCUCUUCCCGUCUGCUGGUGGCUCUUUCCGCCAAACACCUCUGCUCGCAGCCCAGGAUCCCCUUGCCCGGUCCUGCUCUGUGGGGGUAUUUCGCUUCACCCCUUUCCGUUCAUACCUCCUCCCAUCCGUGCAAUGUGAAGGUCGAGUUGGGGUGCCCGACCCGGCCGGCUGGGUGCUGUCCCGGGGUCACUGCACAGCUGGGAGGGGCUGAGCACGCUACACCGGGUGUCCGGGUGCUCCCGUGUCUGGGAGCAGUCAGGAUCAGCACCGCCAGUGCCACUCCUGCACUUUUCAGAUGUGGGGUGAAUCGGUUUUGUACUGGGACCUCUUCCUGCUGCUACAGGGAACUGGAAGACUGGAACAAUCCUCGUGUUCACGGGGGCGAGUUGGUCCC
This is a messenger RNA of Gavia stellata (red-throated loon), 2065 nucleotides long. RefSeq names its product Rab interacting lysosomal protein (gene RILP). Gene Ontology annotation, molecular function: protein dimerization activity. Gene Ontology annotation, biological process: cilium assembly. NCBI's taxonomy places the organism in Eukaryota, Metazoa, Chordata, Aves, Gaviiformes, Gaviidae. Gene Ontology annotation, cellular component: ciliary basal body; cytoplasm. The transcript has 9 exons. The record is from RefSeq and is a predicted model, not a curated record.